Molecule: messenger RNA, 4781 nt
Organism: Schistosoma haematobium
Lineage: Eukaryota; Metazoa; Platyhelminthes; Trematoda; Strigeidida; Schistosomatidae
Product: erythrocyte membrane protein band 4.1-like, variant 2
Exons: 8
Coding region: 155-2047 (630 amino acids)
Cellular component (GO): cytoskeleton; plasma membrane
Molecular function (GO): cytoskeletal protein binding
Source: RefSeq, a predicted model, not a curated record
AUGGAGGUGAAUAACAGAAUCGUAACACAAACGGUUUGUUAUGAGAAAAUCGACCGUCGUUGUUGGAAUGCACUAAUGCCUAGGUUAAAUUUUUGUGUGGGCUUACCAUUCUAAACUGCUUUUAAACUUAUAUGCCACCAACGAGAAUACUAUAAUGGAGGAUGUACAGGGACAUAAAAGGGAGCGCGGAGAGAAAAUCCAUCGAAAAAAGAAGAGUCGAGAUUAUGAGGUUACUGAUCAAACUGCUAGUCGCUUCCUCAAUCAUUUUUCGGACAACAGAUAUGAUAACCAAGAUAACGGCUGUCAUGACCCCGAGACCACUGAAGGUUAUGCUGACUUUAAUGCUACCAAAAGACCUUACUCUUCAAGUCGAGUUGUUUAUAGGGAUAGUGUAGAAAAGACUUACCCAAACGAAAAAGCAGAACGACAUAGGUCGAAGAAAAAACCACCGAGACAUGAAAAUGUGUCGAAUGUGGCUGGUAUGAAACACAAAUAUUCUGUCGAUCAAUAUCAAGAAAGUAUCCAUAGUUAUGUCAGUGACAAUGAGAAUCAGUACAGAAGUCGCACAGGUUCUCGAAUUUCUCAAAAUCAAGUACCAUAUCAUCAAGAUGAGGAGAGUGGAGUGUCUGGUUCUAUUCGCUAUGAUGGCUCAGUACCACCUUCUCCUCUUUCAGUCAGCAUUCCCAUUUCUAAUGGUCGUUCUGAGGAACGUCGAGAAUCUUCCAUGGGUUUACCCACUAAUCUACACUCUGAAUCCUAUUCGAGUUACGAACAACGCUUGCUAGAUGAUGGACAUUCCAAUGCAUUUGUUGGGAGUGGACGGGGAUUUUGGAAUCCUGAAUUCGGACAAGGCCAGAAUGAACUCGUACCUCACCAAAAUCUACCUGAGGUUUCGCCAACGAAAAACGUAUUAUCAAAGUUAUUCGCUUCUUUUAGGCGACGCAAGCCGAAAGCUCAUGUGUCACAAAUUACCAAGCCGUCUGAUAGUUCUACAUCAGUUUGCGUUAUUAUGCUUGAUGGUGAGGAGCUUGUUUUCCAGUUGAGUCGUGAUGAUAUUGGUCAAGUUCUUUUCGAUCAGGUGUGUCAGAACUUAGAUCUUUAUGAAGCCGACUACUUUGGACUGACGUUCGUCAGUAACAAAAUACGUACAUGGUUUUGGCUGGAUUUACAAACCAAGAUUGGAAAACAGUUGCGAGAUAACGAGCAACGGUUAUUUUAUUUUCAAGUUAAAUUUUACCCUCCUGAGCCAUCCUUGUUGCAAGAAGAGUUGACACGCUAUCAGCUUACUUUACAAAUUCGACAAGAUAUUUACACUGGGAAACUUCCUUGUUCGUGGGUUACACAAGCAUUAUUAGGUUCAUUUAUGGUACAGGCAGAAUUAGGCGAUUUUGAUCCUGACAAACAUAUUGGGUUAGAUUAUUUAAAUGAAUUUGAAUUUGUACCAUCACCUACACCCCAAUUGUUGAAAAAAAUUGUGGAAUUGCAUAAAACCCAUACUGGUAUGAAACCGAAUGAAGCUGAUAUUAAAUAUUUAGAGACUGCUAAACGGUUGGAACUAUACGGUGUUGAUUUACACCCGGCUAAAGAUACGGAAAAUGUCGAUAUUUAUAUUGGUGUUGGUUUUCAUGGUGUAGUUAUUUAUCGUGACCGACUGCGUAUUGGUCGAUUUGCAUGGCCUAAAGUUCUACGUAUAUCGUAUAAAAAAAAUAAUUUCUAUUUAAAAAUUCGACCUGAUUAUUCAGAACCUGUAGAAGCUAUUGUAGGCUUUCGUUUGUUAAAUCCACAUUUAGCUAAUCGACUGUGGAAAGCUGCCGUCGAACAUCAUGCAUUUUUUCGACUGAAAGAAACGCCAGCACCUAAAAGACCUUUAUCAACACCUAGUUUAAGUAAAUCACAAUUUCGUUAUACAGGACGAACAUUCUUCCAAUAUCGUACAACGAAUAUUGAUAGGCCACAUCCACGGUUUAAUCGUUCAAUGUUGAAGCGACGUACGGCAAGUAUGCCUACUGGUUUAAAUGCAGUUAGAAACUUUAGUUCUAAUCAUUAAUUUCAGCUAUGAAUAUGCAUACAUUAAACAGAGCACAUCCACGUGAUAUGACUGUAGGCAAAAUUCAAAAUAAUGAUCAGUUACAAGGAUUACGAAGAUUUGGUUCUGUUCAAAUGGGUAGUGGAGUAAAUGGGAAUAGUAAUGCAACGCAAUUAUACGGAACUGUUCCACGACAUCAUCCAUAUUCUGAGUCCGUUGUGUCUGAAGUACAAGAUGUACAGUCUCAAAUGAGUAAACAAUAUAGUGAUGGUGUUUCAAAUAUUUUAUCAUAUGGGUCUGUAAACGAAAGUUAUGAUAAUGAAGCUCCUUAUAAUGAUUAUGUAAAUUAUCGACACUCUGGAAAAGGUAAACCAGACGAAAUGUUGUCUGUUACAGGUGGAUCUCAAUCAAGUGAUUAUCCUAUUAUUCAACAUGGUCAAAACGAUCGUAAAGGUAGACAUCCUUCUGAGAUAUCAAAUUCCAUAAAUGAGCGUAGACCGAAUUCUCCUAUAUAUGCAAAUACUAAAACACAUCGUCGUAAGAAGCAUCAUGAUGAGUCAUCAACGAAUACUGUCCAACAAAAAGAUAAUUACACUUAUGAUCCGAAUACGAGAAUAAGCAAUUUGUCAUCUAGUCAUAAGCCUCCUGUAGGUGGUGUGCCAGUAUUCGGAGGUGUAAUGCUUCCUAAUAAUCACCAUAAUCAGGAAGUAGAUAGGUUGAAACGAUCUGAUCAACUGCGCCCUUUGAAUUCCCCUCAUUUUAAGAAGAAACAACAAUAUCAUUCAGAAGAGAAUGAUGAACAAACUGUAACGCUCACUGAAGAUAAGGCUGAUCAUAAUCAAUACAAAUCCAGUUCUAAACAUCGAAAACAAUUACAGACCGAUCAUUACAGUGCAGUAUCUAAUCAUAAUAGACCUAGACAUUCCGGACGAUCAGUGAGUUUAGAGUAAAGGCGGUGUUUAUUAUUUGUGCAUGGUACAAUAUAUUUUUGCUUCGAUAAUAAUAAUGCUGGUUUACACAGCUCAUUACAAUUAUAUUACUUUUUUCUGAUUUAUUGGUUUGUUAAUUCAUUUGAUGGAUGGAAACCAGGUAAAUGUUUAAACUCACGAGUAUUGGUUAUGGGAUUCAGGCUUAUUUCUCCUGAGUAAACUUAGCAGUUGAUGCUUACUCCCUUCUACACUCACAUUUUCAUCACACGAGUUCUAUCUAAGAUGUUAGCCUCGUUUUAGUCUUAUGAUAUGUUUCGAUGAUGAUUAAAGUGAAUCAAGGAGAUAUCUUUUGCUGUGUUUAGGAUAAUUCGAUGUUCGCAGUUUUUCGAACCUCAUAUAAAUGGAAACCUUAAACUUGAAUUAAUUUAAUGUGAUUAUAUAUAUAUAUCUUCCAGAUACUCGGUUUUUUUCAUUUACCAAUCCAAACCGUAGUAAUUAUACUUAAAAUUGGCGAUACUGCUUACUACUGCAAAGUGAUGCAAUACUAAAACCAGUAUUCUAUAAUUACGUACUUUAUUAUAACUUUAAUCGUAUACAAAAUUUAAACACAUCAUAAAGUUAAAUAGUGUCAGUAAAUUUUUUAUUUCGAUUUUCAGUGUAGCCAACAAUGAGCAAGUUGGUGUAAGCUUUAAGCAAAAGCAGUCAUCCAGUACUUUAUAGUCUUGCAAUAGCUGGUAAACUGAUUGAUCAUUUAUGUUCUCUUGUAUUGAUCGUUGGGUUAAUCCAUUUAGAUCUUUUUACUUUGUGUUUUCUAUAUAACGUCAGCUGGUUUGUUUUAUAAUUAAUACAAAUACCACUUAGCUAUUUCAUUCUUUAAGAAUCAAGCUUACAGUCAGUGUAUCUAGACGAAUCUAACUCGCAGUAUCGUAUUUUUCAAAUCUCUAAAAUAUGACUGUCUCUUUUGGAUCCACUGGUAGCCUCAAUGAGUAAGUGUUUUUUAUGGUUCAGGAAAUCAAUUCAUAUCUUGUGGUAUUUAAUUUUUGCUUACAUCACCCUGAAUAGGAUUACCGGCAUGAUAUUAUGAGGUAAUUUUUACGGUGGGCUGUGUUCUGAAAAUAUCAGGACGAAUAAUUAAUUCAGUUAUCAUUCUUUUAAGAUGUUGGUAUUAUACAUUGUUAGCGUAUUUUCUUGUAUAUAUUUCAGCAUCGAAGACAAUCAGGAAACGUAGAAGGCAUGUUAUAAUUCGAAGAAAACCCACCACGUAACAAACUUUAUUAUCUGGUCGUCGUUCUCUUCUAUUAUACAUACUCAGCGUGGGGCUUCCAUUUUUUUGAAAACAUAUUUGAUCCUUUCCACAGUUUUUAUUUGUUAUGUGAUUGUUAACAGGUUUUUUAAAAUAUUUUACCCUCUGUGAUUUACAUAACAAUUAUUCAAACAAUUUUCGCACUUAUCCAUUCAUACGUAGUAUACACACGCACACUUACUUAUUGUACCACCCACUAUACAUUUAUUGUCCUUUACAUAUUAUUUUAUGCUUAUUAUGAUUACUGUUUUUCUCUUUGAAUAUUUUUUCCAUUAUCUCAUUCCACUUUUUUAUCAAGUUAGCGUUGAUGAUUUACUCAUGCAUACAUAUCAUUCUUAUAUAUAUGGAAAAUUAUUAUCCGUUUUUAAUUUCUCUAAAUUUGUUAUUUGUAGAUGGUCUUAUUUUUAAACCCAACAUACCAUACAUUCAUUUAUCUAGUAGAUUGUUCUCAAGACUAAAUUAUAUAUAUACGGCGUAAUUUUUCUAGCUCCCUAUUAUUAAUUCUUAACCCUCCGGACAGUAU